CGAUACGCCGCGUGCGACUUAACCUAUCAGGUGUCCGCCCGUUAAACGGUUGUACGGUUGCAGUAACGAUAAUCGGCGCCUGGUUACUCGGAUCUCGUCCGCACGGCUUUUUUCGUUCGCAACGCGGACUCCCACAGUAAUUGAAAAAGUGGAUUGGUUAAUUGGGGACGCGAAUUUAACGCGGUCAGCGGAUUACGUGGUGACGCUUGUAUUCUUCUAAUGCGUUAAAGACAACGGGAUACGACUUGAGAAUACACUUGGAAGAAACUACAGAGUCGAGGAAUCAAUUAUCUUAAUCGAUUAAACGAAUUGCGAGGCGAGGCGGGAACGAGACGCGAGAAGGAAAGUGGCAGGAACGAUGGUAAAGUGGUAAAGGAAGAGCAAUAGAGGCGAGGAUAGUAUGGAGAGGAACGCUCAUAGCAUACGCGAGAGAAGCUGCGAACGAUCGCGAAUCACGCGCGACUUCGAGUACUUUUAGUGCGAGCUGCGUACUCAAUACGUGAACACGCGAUAGUUUGUGUCUCAUAUUCUCUCGUAUCAGGCCAUUGAUACGAUUUUAUCUGACAGUUUUCAUUACUAAUACUGUUUGCAACGUAAAAACGCAGCGAAUUAUCGGCGAAGCCGAUUCGAUUGUGCGAGAUUGCGCAGUUCGCGUGAAUCGCGUCACUUUCGGCUUCACAGCGAUCCACAAAAAUCGAAAAUCGAAGCGAGAAUCGCUUCAAAUCCGAAUUCAAAUUCAGGUUAAUUGGACGAAUCAGUUCCUCUUUUGGCAUUUUUAGCUUUUUACAUUCGCGAUAAUCGCGUAACUUCCGGUUUACCUCGUAAUCUACAAGAAUCGAGGCCGGGAAUCGGUACGAAUUGUCCAAAUUAAGGUGAAAUUAAAGUCGGUGCUGCUUCUUUUCUUUACGCUUGUGGAUUUUUAGAUUUAGUGGAUAUUUUUUUAGCGAAUUAUUCGUGAGAGCUGCGCGUUACUUCCGCCCGAUUUCGCGACCCACAGAAAUUAAGAGCAAGGUCAGUCGAAUUUCAAAUCGGGACAGCGGAGCGGAGCGGAUUUUUUUUCGCGUCUGCAAGCUCUUCAAGUAUUGUACUUCGAGCACGCUAUUUAUUAACGAUUAUUCGUUUUCGCGAAUCAAUCGAUCGUUUGUUCGAAUAACCCCAGAUUCCCGAAUCUAUAGUAAUUACGUUAAAGCUGCGAAUUAUUUCUGCUUCGGGUAUCUUUGACAUUCCGAUAAUUAAUUAUUUCGCGAUUACGCUGUCGCGUCGCGGCUAAUUGACGUUUCUCGGUGGUCAGAUAUUAAUUGCACGAUAUUUAGAGCACGCGAUAGUUAGGUCGUAAUUGGAUAAGGUUGGCGUGCCGCCGUAAGCAUCGCGCAAUACUUAAAUAACUGUUCGUUACUCUUUGGAAAAUCUAUUUCCGUCGAUGGCAUUCCUCAGCAAGGCGUGCGCGGUCGCUCGCGUGAUUCGCCGCGAAAGAAUCCGGCGAUAACGAUCUACGAAUUGUCAAACCGAUGCGAUCAGGAUGGAGACUUCCGCGAUCGUUUUGCACGAUACACCGAUCCAGGCGAAGCGUGAGCUGUUCUUCAAGGGCGAUAGCACAGGGAUAAUCUCGUCGCCAUCGGUGCCGUCAGUACCACCGCCACAGCCACCGACGCAGGCUCCCAACUCCCAGGUGAACAACUCUUCAACGACAACGGCAUCGAACAACGCCACAACGGCUAGCAGCAUCACGUCGCCAAACACGGCGCCGAUAUAUACGAGCGGCGCCACGUUGACGGGGUCCAACACGAAGCCGCGGCUGCCAUCCGCGAUCCCGAACGAUGCCUCGGAAGACAGCAACAGGCGCGAGUCCGCCCGGAUCAUCUCCUCCAAGGAGGACAGCAACAAGGAGGCCAGUCUGCUGCAGCACGCGCGACCCAUGCCACCCACCAAGUCCAAGGUGCUCGAUGGCUAUGUCGGUUUCGCCAAUCUGCCCAAUCAAGUGUACAGGAAAGCCGUGAAGAAGGGCUUCGAGUUCACGCUCAUGGUUGUAGGCGAGUCGGGACUCGGCAAAUCCACCUUGAUCAACUCCAUGUUCCUGGCGGACAUAUACAGCGCCGAGUAUCCCGGACCCAGCCUCAGGAUAAAGAAGACCGUCGCCGUGGAAACGAACAAAGUCAUGCUAACUGAGAACGGCGUCAAUCUCACCCUCACUGUCGUCGACACUCCCGGUUUCGGUGACGCUGUCGACAACAGCAACUGUUGGGUGCCGGUGAUUGACUACAUCGAGUCCAAGUACGAGGAGUUCUUGAACGCGGAGUCCCGCGUGACGAGACGGCAGAUCCCGGACAGCCGAGUGCACUGCUGCCUCUACUUCGUCUCGCCCUCCGGCCACGGAUUGAAGCCGCUCGACGUGGAGUUCAUGCAGCGUCUCCACGACAAGGUCAACAUCAUACCCGUUAUCGCCAAGGCGGACACUAUGACACCGGACGAGUGCGCGCAUUUUAAGAAGCAGAUCUUGAAUGAGAUCGCGCAACACAAAAUAAAGAUCUACGAGUUUCCCGAGGUCGAGGAGGAGGAGGACAACAAGUUCCACAAGUUGUUAAGGGACCGAGUGCCGUUCGCAGUCGUGGGAGCGAACACCGUCGUUGAGCACGACGGCAAAAAAGUGCGGGGCAGGAAGUAUCCGUGGGGAGUCGCGGAAGUCGAGAACUUGGAGCACUGCGACUUCAUAGCGCUGCGGAACAUGGUGGUGAGGACGCACGUGCAGGACCUGAAGGACGUGACGAACAACGUGCACUACGAGAACUUCCGGUGUCGCACCCUGGCCGGCCUAGGCGUCGACGGCAAGCCGACGAAGGCGUCGAACAAUUUGUGCCCGCCAGGAGUGAUGAACAGUUUCAUGACGGUGUGGAAUCCGUUGGCGCAGCUGGAAGAGGAGAAACGAGAGCACGACAACAAGAUGAAGAAGAUGGAGUUGGAGAUGGAGCAAGUCUUUGAAAUGAAGGUCCGCGAGAAGAAGCAGAAGCUGAAGGAUUCCGAAGCGGAUUUGCAGAGAAGGCACGAGCAGAUGCGGCGCUCGUUGGAGCAGCAAGUGCGAGAGCUCGAGGAGAAGAGACGAGCGUUCGAGGCCGAGAAGACCGCCUGGGAACAGCAAACCGGCCACAGUAUUGAGGAGCUGCGUAGGCGCAGUUUAGAAGCGAAUUCGAAAGAGACGGGAUCGGUGUCCUCCGAGGGAUCUGGAGGCGGCGGGGGUACAUUGAGGGGCCCCCGACGGAUAGGCAGCCUCCUUCGUCGUCACACCAGUUUCAAAUCACCUCAAGACAGCCCCGCACAGAUACAGCUUGUCAUACAGCAUCCUGAGCAUCCCUAAUAGUGACCGUCUCCCUAGAAUCUCUCGUACGCGCUUGCAGGAAUCUCGUUUGCCGAGGUCGUCGCGCGGACUCCUCACCCCGCGCUCAACCCUUAUCCGCGCGAUCAUCUCCCUUCUCUCGAUGAGAGUAUUUCCCGACAAUGGUCCUGCGAGGAUCUCUGUCCUGAAAUAAGAACGAAUAUCAAAGUAUCCUAGGUCAAUCGGAAACAAUCAAAAUACGCAGAGAUAAGAAAGAAGCUAUUCGCGAGAACGAUGUAAGCUUGUACGGAUAAGGGUUGAAGAGAAUCCUCUUGUACUUGAGGAGAGCGAGCGCUGUCUGUUUGGACGAUAUCGAUUCGUCGACGGUGCUUCAGUGGUAAAUUUUAUGAUGGAACCAGUGUUUGUGUCUCGGCAAGAAUCAAGUAAUAAAAAUCGUAGCAGUUCCUUGCCUCGCUGAGUUUCUUACUAAUUUAUAUUAUUUUUCAGACUAUUUAUAUAUUAUCCACAACGGUUUCUUCAUCUUCUUUGCAAGAUGUUAAAUUUUUAGUAUAUUAAUUCCUAAAUUAAGUUUUUUCCUUUUCAACAAGCGGACGUGCAUUGAUCCGCAAUUUACUUACAUCGUCUUUCAAUAAUGUGACUGCCAAUCUCGAGCUUAUGUAUCUCGAAUAUAUUUACAUGGAGAUUAAGGGUAUGCCUCAUAUAUAUGUACUCGUUGUGAUAGACAGCACUUGCUCGCCUCGACGCGCGCGUACACGCGCUCGUUCACCCGUUCGAUACAUAUCGUAAUCCAAAGCGACUGUAUAUUUCUAGCGAGAAGUGGCCGCGGGCCACUUCAUAUAAGCCGCAAAGUUAUCGCGCACAAGGCGUGCGCUUGUACUGACGAGCAUGUAAAACACGUGACUCGAUAAUCUCGCAUUUUGUACCCGAUCGUCUUCACGCUUUCACGUAUCGCUUAAUGAUUCACGACAAUGACUCACUAUUCAUGAUCCACUAGGUCGGCGACUAUCGCCAGAACUGCGUAACAAGCGCUUGUUAGAUGUACACUUAACGAUAAUACACAUAACGACCGUCGAAGCCAAGGAAAACCGAGCGAUACCUCGAGUGGAGGAUUCCAUUCGAAUGACUUCGAUCCGUUUCCAUUUGUUUCCGUGGAUUUUGAGGAAUUUGGUCCUCCUAGUUUGUUUUCUCAACAAUCGCGCAAUUUCCUGCGUCUUCGCACUGAAGUUACACGGCUCGCGUUACAGUCGCCUGUUCCGUGCUCGCGAUUCGUUACAUGAAUCUCAUUUUUCUCUUACAUUUCGCCGUAGUAACAUGCUCGUUGCGCGAGUACAGAAUCUCAGUUUGCGGCAAUAAAUCCGACGAUAGCGUUUGCGUCUCAGAAAGUCGACGGUCCAGGAAGCCUGGGAAGCCUUCUUCCGUCUGGACCGUUCCCUUUCGAUGUACUUUUCAUGUCAUUUAUCGGUUUCCUCGCGUAAUCGUUUACGGUAAAUCGUGCACAGUGGAACGUAUGAUAAUGUAGUGCAAUUAGACGAUAGUGUAUCAGCAGUAUGUACAUUCGACGAUAACGUAUUUUUGGCACUUUGAUAAAACUCGGAAAUGUAUAUGUAAACGCGUAUGACAACCGACUGCAUAAUUAUCGCACAAUUAUCGCUCUCUCACUGCAUAGCAGUGUCGUUUUUUUUAAUACUCUAUCGAAUCGGCGUUCUACACACGCACGUACACGCAAUCAUUACACAUGUCAACCCUUUACCGCACCGCGUGCCAUAAGUCCCACUUUUCCAUCAAUAAUUUACCAGUGCAGCCGGACUUGCGGCUGUCCCACAUCGCAUCAGUCAGUCAAUCAUUCAUUCGUUCAUUCGUCUCGCUCGAUUUACGCGUUCGAAGCUGCUGUUUGUACUUUUCCUUCAUGUUAGCGAAGACGUAGCUUUAUUAGCGUUACGCCAAAUCGGGCAAAUUGUGCGCAUCGUGUCCCUGUUAACGUUUUACAGAAGCAGAUCGUGCCGAAGAAAUAAGCUGCUGAGUUUACUUGCACGCUGAAGCUAACGUGAACAUGAUCAAUCGCGACUGAAGAGCAUUAGAGCAUUUCUUCCCCUUCGUUCGAUCAAAGUUCAUUGUCCUUUGCGCGAGACAGAGAGAAAAUUCGCAAAGGAAAUUGGCGAGAUUUGUUUUUAUCGCUUUUAUCAUCCGAAAAUGCGGCGAAGGGUUGAACGAUCACCGAGUCUGAGUGAUUCAUCAGCGCGAUUUGUAAGAUCAAGCCAUUGUAAACUCUGAGCAAGCUGUCGAGCCGACUCGUCCGAGUCACUUUGUCAUUUCUCUUCUGUUAGACCUUCUCGUAGCCGCGCAUUGCGAUGAAGUCGCUCGCGUAAGCAUGAUUAGACGUUCCGUUUGGAUCGUUCGCGUCGGGAAUGAUUCCAAAGAGAGGACGGAGACAGCUUGGUAGAGGACAUUAACUGCCUAUUACUAAUACUUAUACAUUGUUAAUUUUUCAUUGAUCCCUUUUUUCGCAAAUAAACGCAAUGCUUACCU
Messenger RNA from Ooceraea biroi (clonal raider ant), 5854 nucleotides. RefSeq names its product septin 7-like protein pnut (gene pnut). The record is from RefSeq and is a predicted model, not a curated record. NCBI's taxonomy places the organism in Eukaryota, Metazoa, Arthropoda, Insecta, Hymenoptera, Formicidae. Gene Ontology annotation, molecular function: GTP binding.